Molecule: messenger RNA, 2814 nt
Organism: Triticum turgidum subsp. durum (durum wheat)
Lineage: Eukaryota; Viridiplantae; Streptophyta; Magnoliopsida; Poales; Poaceae
Source: the annotation of a GenBank genome assembly
AUGGAGGCUGUGGCGACGGCCGCGGCCACCUCCUUGGUGGAGUGGAUGGUGCCUAAACUCUUUGAUUCCUUGCUGGCAAAGCACGAGCUCCGGAAGAGUCUCAAGAUCGACAUCAACUACAUCAAGAACGAGUUUGCUAUGAUUUCGGCCGUCAUCCAUAAUGAUGAUCGCCGCAGCGGCUGCCGUGGCGGCCGUGAAGAUGUGAAUAUGGUGUGGAUUAAUAUGGUGCGUGAAUUGGCGCACGCCAUAGAGGACUGCAUCGACCGCUUCAUGCACCGUGUGAGGGCCGACCAAGACACCGGGAGAGUGCGCCAGGCUUUCCACCGGGCAAAGACGAUGAAGGCCCGGAACAAGUUUGCUGCAGAGAUCCGACAGCUCAAGAAGAGAUCAGAGGAUGUAUUCAAGCUGAGAGACUCAUACAACAAUGCUAGCAGCAGCACAUCCUCACCAAGGCAGUCGUUGUCGUCUCAGCAGACAGACACGCCGACGGCAAUUGAGGACGACGAGGAUGGCACCUAUUCAGAGGCAUCCAUCGCCGUGCCCGUGGGUAUGGACACCCCCCGGGACGAGCUUCUGGAUCUGAUCCAGCAGGAGCAGAAGCUGAAAGUGAUUACCAUUGUGGGGUUCCAUGGUAUGGGGAAGACUCUUCUUGCAAAUCAUGUGUACAAGGCAAUUGAGAGCAAAAGCGAAUACGAAGCACGGGCUUGGCUCCCUCCAAGGAAACUAGGGGGGAGCGGGGCAGCCGCAGAUGUUCUCAAGGAGAUACUCUGGCAGCUUGGCCACCUUCCCCUGCCCACCAGUGGCGGUCUCACCCAGCUUAAGGCAAGCAUCAAAAAGUGCAUUGGCACCAAGAGGUUUUUCAUUGUAAUUGAUGACCUGCGGACAGUAGCAUACUGGCACGACAUAAAGAAGGCCUUCAUGGGGUUAAGCGGUAGAUUUCUAGUGACGACCGCCAUUCAGCACGUAGCAAAUACCUGCAGCAGCUCAGUUGUUCGUGAUCAUGUGUACACAAUGGCAACCCUUUCUGACCAACACUCAAGACAAUUGUUCUUCAAUGAAGCUUUCCAAGACGAUGAACCACCGCUGGAUGCAGAGGAGCUCGGCUCCGCAGCGCUCAAGAAAUGUGAUGGUCUUCCCCUUGCUCUUGUUACCACCGCCAGGUUCUUUCAAAGUGUAGGUAAUCCAACACCCAUGAAAUGGGCAAAAUUAUGCGCCGACCUGGGUACAUAUCUGGAGAGUGAUGAACUAUUUGCAAGAAUGAGGCGUGUGCUUGUCCAGAGCUACACCAGCCUUGAUAGCCAGGUUGCCAGGAUAUUUUUGCUCUAUUUGGGUACCUAUCCAAGUGGUCGUCCUAUCAAGAAAAAAAGACUGUUAAGGAGAUGGUUAUCAGAAGGAUUAUCCCCAGGAGACAAUGCAUGUAGUGCCCUCAACACUGCUAUUAUCAAUUUCAAUAAGCUUGUCGACCGGAGUAUCAUCCAGCCUAUGGAUGCCAGUGGUAACAACACAGAGGUGAAGACAUGCCAUACCCAUGGCAUGAUGCUGGAGUUUGUCCUGCGCAAGUCCAUGUCCGACAACUUUGUUACCGUGUUGUACAAUGGGCAGUCUAACCCAUCCAUACCCAGUAACAUCCGCCGGCUUGCUCUGCAUCAUGCAAGGCCCAGAGAAGUGCAAGGUUUAACUCUUGUCCGGUCACUGACAAUCUUGGGAGAGGCGCACCCAUCUGUCCUGGACUUCUCCAAGUAUGAACUGCUGCGAGUUUUGGAUCUGGAAGAGUGCGUUGUAUCCUUGGGGGAUGGCCAUCUCAAGUUGAUAUGCACCAAACUGUUGCUGCUGAGGUACCUAUGCCUCGGGGCCGCUGUUAUUGCUACAGCGCUUCCAAAGGAGAUCAGCAACCUUCAAGUAUUGGAUACACUAGAUGUGAGAAAUACAGCGAUAGAGAUUCUGCAAACACAAGUCCUUGAGCUGCCAUGUCUAGUUCAUCUCUUUGGGAAGUUCAAGCUCAAGCAAGAUGUAGGAGGCCGGACAAUGAGUAAGCUACAGACUUGGUUGUCAGUGAAGAGCAAAUUGGAAACAUUGGCAGGAUUUGUUUUGGACAACAGCAAGAGCCAAGAGUUUGCACAGCUCAUGUACAAUAUGAAUGAUUUGACAAAGGUGAAAAUACUGUGUGAGUCUACCGCCGACACCAGCAGCUCAAGUCAUCUCUCAAAGGCCAUCAAGGGGUUCAUUGAGAGAAGCACUGAGUCCACAGGGACUCCAUCCCUCUCACUCAAUUUUGAAGACGAGUUGACCCAAGACAUGCUGAAUUUCUCUCUGGAUAAGGGAAAGAAUCACUGCUGCUAUCUUGCCUCGCUCAAGCUGCAAGGAAGCAAGAUAUGCAGCCUUCCCUCCUUUGUUGCCUUUCUAGGUGGUCUCACUAAGCUAGGCCUUUCAACCCCUCAGCUGAGCCUUAGCCAAGAUUUUCUUGCUACCCUGAGCAAAGUGCCUGGCCUGGCGCACCUGAAGCUGCUUGCAACUAGCCUGGGCAGGCUCGUCAUCACAAAAGGUACACUUAAGAGCCUGGUACGCCUAUCCAUUCUGGUGAAAUCCAUGAUUGGUGAGCUGGAAAUCCAAGAGGGAGCUUUACCACGCCUCAGGUCGAUGCAGCUGCUAUGCAAAGAUCUGGCUGGCUCUAUUUCCGGCACGUCAGCGGUCCAUUCCCUUGGGCAUCUUGACGAGAUUGCUCUCCAUCGUGAUGUGGGAGAUGAAACAAAAAAUGAGUGGAAAGAAGCAGCAAAGAACCUCCCAGGUCGACGCCCCAAGAUAUUGUUUCUCUAG